Messenger RNA from Odocoileus virginianus texanus, 2391 nucleotides. It is a transcript of the gene HGH1, whose product is annotated as HGH1 homolog. The record is from RefSeq and is a predicted model, not a curated record. NCBI's taxonomy places the organism in Eukaryota, Metazoa, Chordata, Mammalia, Artiodactyla, Cervidae.
UUCCCGACUUGGCUGAGGGUGCUUCCCGGAGCUCACUGACCUGCAUCCGGGAGGACGGGGCGGACAGGGUUGCGUUAGGCGAUGGCCUAGCUCCCGUAGGGUCGCCCAUGUCGGAGACCAGCCCGAAGGCGGAGGCGGCGAAGCUGCUCCCUUUCCUGACGCUCGGGGAGCGGGCUGACCUGCAGGCGGCAGCGGCGCAGCAUGUGCUGGCGCUGACUGGCUCGGGGCCCGGCCGCACGCUGCUGGCCGGCCAGGCGGCACUACUGCGGUCGCUGGUCGAGCUGGCGGUGGCCCCUCCUCCCGCCCCAGCCCGAGACGCUGCUCGCGCGCUAGUCAACCUGGCUGCCGACCCCGGCCUACACAAGCCGCUGCUGGAGGCCGAGCCCGGACUGCCUGUCCGCCUGCUGGGCUGCGCGUUGGACCCACAGUGGCCCUGGGCCGAGGAGGCGGCCGCCGUGCUAGCUAACCUCAGCCGCGAGCCGGUGCCGUGCGCUGCGCUGAUAGAGGCUCUGGCGGCCGCAGAACCCGGGGAGUCGGGCCUGGAGCGGCUGGUGCGCGCGCUGUGCACUCCAGGCUACAACGCCCGCGCGCCCUUGCACUACUUGGGACCAGUGCUCUCCAACCUCAGCCAACGUCCCGCGACCCGCGCUUUUCUGCUGGACCGCAACAGGUGCGUGGUCCAGCGGCUGCUGCCCCUUACCCAAUACCCGGACUCCUCGGUGCGCAGGGGCGGGGUGGUGGGAACACUGCGAAAUUGCUGCUUCGAGCACCGACAUCAUGAAUGGUUGCUUGGGCCCGAGGUGGACAUUCUCCCCUUCUUGCUACUGCCCCUGGCUGGACCUGAAGACUUCUCUGAGGAAGAGAUGGAGCGGCUGCCUGUUGAUCUGCAGUACCUGCCACCAGACAAGCAGCGAGAGCCUGACGCUGACAUCCGCAAGAUGCUAAUUGAGACCAUCAUGCUGCUGACAGCCACAGCACCUGGUCGGAAGCAGGUGAGGGACCAGGGAGCCUACUUGAUCCUGCGAGAGCUGCACAGCUGGGAGCCUGAGCUUGAUGUGCAGGUGACUUGUGAGAAACUCAUCCAGGUACUUAUUGGGGACGAGCCAGAGCGAGGCCUGGAGAACCUGCUGGAGGUGCAGGUGCCGGAGGAGGUUGAGCGGCAGCUGCAGCAGCAGGAUCACCAAGAGCGGGAGCAGCAGGAGCUGGAGCUGGGCCCAGGGCCACAAGCAGAGGGAGCUGCACCCACUUGAGGCCCCUGAGGUCUGCCAGCAUCUCCGGGCCCACUUCUGUUUGAAGUCCGUCCAGGCCUCCCAGACCAGGCCUGCCUGCUGUCCCCUGCUCUGAGAGUAUAUCUGGCUGAGAAGUAGAGCUGCCCUUAAGCUCCAGGUCUUUGCUGAGGGUUGAGGGCACCUCCAUGUGCCCUGUUGCUUCCAAUAAGAAUGCUGGCUGCUCAGAGGAGAACUGUUCAGCCAAGGCUGGUCCAGACCUCUGACUCGCUCAGGUGUCUCCAGGCAGAGGGCUGGCAGGGCUGGACAGAAAAACACUGCAGACCUGAGGGGCCAGCUGGAGCUUCCCAACGAGUCUCAGGGGUACUCUAGGGGUCUGGAUGCUUGCAGUGCCCCUUGCUGCCAGUUCCACCCCGGUCCCUCCACCCUGGGGGCCCUCAGCUGGCCCUGCCUGAGACCUAGCCUCACAGGGCUGACCUGUUGAGAGUUUCACCAGCCAGAGCUUAUCAGGAUCUCCCAGGGCUGCAUCCCCUGGCCUGUCCUUGGGGUGCUUGCUGGUGCUGCCUCCUCUUCGCCCUCAGCACUUUCCCUGUGCCUAGAUCCAGCCCUCAGGCCUUUGAGAGCACUGCAAGUGCUGCUUCCCUGUCCUGGACUGACCUGAUGCUCCCACCUUCCCUGUCUAGCUAGGCCUUCUCCCUGCUCAGUUCCCCUGAGCCUCAGCCCCCCAGAUCCCAUGCCCACCAAGCUAAUAAGCCUUGCCCUUGGCCCAAAUCUUCCCCUGGACCACGCUCUGCCCCUUUGGAGCCCCUUGGCUCCAUGUGGUUCCUUCAAGUCCCAUGUGGUACCUUCAAGUCCACGGCCCAAAGCCCAGCAGGCUGUCCCUCACCCCACUGUAUUUCCUUCCCAGGCCUCCCACCAAACCUAGUGCCAUCUUCUGCCCCAGAUCCCUGUUUCCCCGCCCUUCCAGGCUUCUCUCCACAGAGCACCCCCACCACCCCCAACCCCUGCCCAGUGUCCUCAGUCCUGGUACUACCUCCAGAGCUGGGGCCAGCUCUACUGGAGCUCAGAUCAAAGCCAAGUUCUUCAUGGGUAUCGGGUGUAUUCCUCUUGUGUGGUCCCCUCUUCAUUCUUCCUCCCCCCAAUUAAAUUAAAGCUCUAGCCUGAA